AUGGCCGCAAAAUCCCAAGACCAGCUCACGCUCCAGGGCGCAAAAAUCGCCAUUGCAGCAGCAGAAGCCGAAGCCCGCGCAAUCGGCGUGGACAUGAACAUCGCCAUCGUCGACGCCUCGACACAUCUCUUGCACUUCUCACGCAUGCCUAGCGCCAAAAUCACAUCUAUCAGCAUCGCAAUGGAUAAGGCCUUCACAGCUGCAGGCCAUCGCGUGGGUACCCAUAUGUAUAAGGAGGCAGUAUGGCCUGGUGGUGUAGCUUAUGGCUUGGGCAAUUCAAACGGCGGCCGGUUCACUACGUUUGGGGGUGGGCUGCCGAUCAAGAAUGCGAAAGGUGAUGUGAUCGGAGGAAUUGGCGCGAGUACUGGAACGCCGGCACAAGAUGAACAAGUUGUCAGGGCAGGGGUUGAGGCUGUUGAGGAGGUGCUUAGAGAGGAGGGCAAGAGGUCGUCUAAGCUAUAG
This is a messenger RNA of Venustampulla echinocandica, 462 nucleotides long. RefSeq lists its product as uncharacterized. The coding region runs from base 1 to 462 and encodes 153 amino acids. NCBI's taxonomy places the organism in Eukaryota, Fungi, Ascomycota, Leotiomycetes, Helotiales, Pleuroascaceae. The record is from RefSeq and is a predicted model, not a curated record. The transcript has a single exon.